Spodoptera littoralis (African cotton leafworm) is the source of this 2283-nucleotide messenger RNA. The record is from the annotation of a GenBank genome assembly. Lineage: Eukaryota; Metazoa; Arthropoda; Insecta; Lepidoptera; Noctuidae.
AUGGAUUCUUCUAAAGAUUCUUCGUCCAUGAGGAAUUCUGUAAAGCUAGAUGGCGAAGGGGAAAAUAGUAAAGAUUAUAAAGAAACUCCUAAUCCGACAGGGCCAAGAGACUCUGCUGAAAACCUAUUUACAUCGACCUCCAAUCCAAGCUCGAGCUUUGUCCCCUUGAAUGGACCUCAGCCGAAUCAUGUAAAUUCAUCAUCCAACAAUGAAUCAACCUCUCAAACUAGUAAGUGUAGCGAAAAUAUUCCUGGAACUAGUAAAGCCCUAAGUACUUCUACUCAACCACAGUUUUGUAAUAACAAAGUAACAAAUUCUACACCUGAUCUACCGGACCCUGCGGUUCCUGGCAACAGCAGGUCCAUACCAGCACUGUAUGACAAUGGUACAGAGAGCAGCCAGGACAAACAAACUUGCCAGAGACAUAAGGUGUGCUUAGACAAGGCAGGCAGCAGUAGUCUCCCAUCAACAAGUGGCACUAGUAAACCUAGUGAGAAUGCAGAGUGCAGUCCUUUUAGAGAGAACAGGAAGAGACCCUCAAGUCUGAAGCUUAACAGGCCUAAUCUAGAUGAAGACAGCUCUAGUGAUACUGGCAAUGAUGAUUAUUCUUUGGGAUCAGAAGAUGGGUGCAUCUACACAUACAGGGGUGGAGAACAUUUGGCUGACUUGCCAAGUUCAUUCUUUAGCCUGGACAUGGGUUUGCCUUUAGAUAAACAUCUAGCUAUGCCUAAUUUUCCCGGGCCCCCGCAGGCUGCAGCUGCAGGUCGAGAACAUGGUUCAAGAGCUUCUAGCCCUGAUAUGGACUUUUUGGAAAUGGACUUUGAUCCUGGACCUUCAUGUGAAGUGGAUACUGGUGAUGAAUCAUCCCCUGAUGCUGAUUUGGAAUCUGCAAGCAACAUGCCAGAAGAGAAUGAGCCUGUCUUGGUGAGGGGAACAUCUCCGGAGUAUGUUCCUCCGGUCAGAUAUGCUCCUGUGAGUGUGCCACCUCCAAUAGCAUCGGGAUCUCAUGGGGAUGCAGACCUAUAUUCAUAUAGUGUGCCAUCAACGAGUCGAGGCGUAGGGGGUCAAGGGGAUGCUCCUGAGAGCAGUAGCAGCCAUAAUUAUGUGGAUCAGAAUUACAGCUAUGGACCAUACAUCACCCAUGUUAAUUCAAGGGGAGAGCAGCUUAUAGUCAGGAGAACAAUGGCACAUGGACCUAUUAACUUUGCAGGCAGUCUUCAUUUCACAAGCGGAGACUUGGUAUCACCCUCGGAGUUACUAUGUUAUGAUGAUGAACAUGUGGAAGCAUUUGCUCACCAAAUCAACCAGUCAACUCUUGAUACUGCUACUUUAUCAUCAGCUCUGUAUCAUGUUACAAUGGCUAAGAAGUUGAUCGCUGAGAAGGCUCGGUGUGAUGCUGAGAACCAGGCCACUGCUAAGGCUAGUGAAGCAGCAGCGAGCACGAGUACGAGUGCGGCAUGCGUGGAGCCGCCGCGGUGCAUGAUCUGGUCGGAGUGCGAGGCCUGCGAGAGACAGGUCACGCAGAUCAGCACCUCGGCCUGCGGUGCUACUGCUGUUGUCAAUGUUUUUAAUGCGUUGGGUGUUCCUGUGAAUUUAGAGAAGAUAAGUUCAUCAGUUGGCACUAGACAGCGAGCUAACACUGCUCCGUUACCGAGAUACCUGCUCUCCCGCGCGGUGGCGGGUUGUACUGCAGCAGACUUGGUCUCCGGCAUACACAGAGCUUCAGAUGGACUGGUCACUGCCAGAUUCUUCCCCACAUACCCUGAGAGAGCCAUCUCACUGUCUCACUGGUUGGCUGAUUGGAUUACUGUUGGCGCAGUACCAAUAUUAACACUGAACUUACAAGCUGGCUACGAGAAUGACAUCCCAGAUGCAUGGCACCAUCAGAUGGUCUUCGGAGUAUCCCCACGAGGAGUAUACCUAUGUAAUCCAGUAGAAUGCAUCCGUGAAGCCACCCUCUGGCAACAUCUGACGUCACCUUCAGUGUUACUGGUCAAAACUAGGGAUGUCCUGUCAAGAUUCACUGCGGAUACUGAUCUCUCACCGUUGAUGGUCGUUCCUGAUCGACGGUUCCAUACUUUUAAUGUGCUUGGUCAAGUAAUAAACGUGAUUCGCGAAUGGCGUGCUAUAGGCUGGGGAGAUUACGGUACCAGGACGCGUCACAUUCGCAUCCCGGCGUCGUACCAGGCCGGAGUGACGGUGGCCGCGCUCACGGGCUCGGAGGCCCACCGCCGCCUCACCGUGGCCCCGCAACUACCCGUACUCACGCAAACAGACCCCUGA